Messenger RNA from Cordyceps militaris CM01, 585 nucleotides. RefSeq lists its product as uncharacterized. The record is from RefSeq and is a predicted model, not a curated record. Bases 1 to 585 code for a protein of 194 amino acids. Lineage: Eukaryota; Fungi; Ascomycota; Sordariomycetes; Hypocreales; Cordycipitaceae. The transcript has 2 exons. Gene Ontology annotation, molecular function: ubiquitin-like protein transferase activity.
AUGACGGACCUCGACCAUUUCCCCAACCUCGACCAGGCUGAAUUCACGGAAGCUUGUCAUCUACUAGAUAGCAGAUAUCGCCAGGCUAUACUCGGGCCGCUGCGGCGAAGAUGGAAGCUCAACGUCUUCACGGCGCUGGACAUGUCGUUUUCGGACGACAACGAGGGUUACAUUGCCUAUGUCCAAAUCGUUCGACCGCUGGAAGAUGAAAUUGACCUGCCAUUUGAUCUGGGGGCCUUUUCAAUAUCUGGAAAUGCUACGGAGCACUUGACGAGUACGCAGGACGCGGAGAUGAUGGAAACGGAAGAAUCAGAUACGCAAGUUAUCCCAACGCAAAACGCCGAUCCAGAUAUUGGUUGCGUCAUAUAUGAGAUUCACUUCCAUCCCACAUAUCGCGUGCCAUGCCUGUGGUUUACUCUGCAUGGGCUGCCCGAGUCCGAGCCGGCCUUCCACAUUGACACCGUCUUCCGCCGGUUGGUCCCUGAGAGCCUUAAAGCGAGCCUUCGCGCAGGUAUGGGCAUCGGCGCCAUAUCAACAGAUGUGCGUAUCAAUAGCCUGGAGCUCCAUAAAACCCCUACCAGCUAA